Molecule: messenger RNA, 1062 nt
Organism: Lodderomyces elongisporus
Lineage: Eukaryota; Fungi; Ascomycota; Pichiomycetes; Serinales; Debaryomycetaceae
Gene: HAL21
Product: 3'(2'),5'-bisphosphate nucleotidase
Exons: 1
Coding region: 1-1062 (353 amino acids)
Biological process (GO): phosphatidylinositol phosphate biosynthetic process; sulfate assimilation
Molecular function (GO): 3'(2'),5'-bisphosphate nucleotidase activity
Source: RefSeq, a predicted model, not a curated record
AUGGCACAUCCUUAUGCAAAAGAGUUGGAAGUUGCCACUUUAGCUGUCAAAAGAGCUUCCAUAUUGACAAAGCAAUUGAGUGAUUCUAUUUCAAAGGAAGGCACAAUUACAAAAGAGGACAAGUCUCCAGUCACAGUGGGUGAUUUUGCAAGUCAGGCAAUUAUCAAUCAUGCUUUGAAGAUCAAUUUCCCAACAGACGAGAUUGUUGGAGAAGAGGAUUCACAAGAUUUGCAAGAGAAUGAUGAAUUGGCAAACAAAGUAUUGAGUUUGAUUGAAAAAGUACAACUGGAAACAAGCGACUUUCAAAAAGUUCUUGGAGAGUUGAAAGAUAAACAAUCUGUGUUUCAAAGCAUUGAUUUGGGUAACUCCCAAGGUGGAUCAAAGGGAAGAUUUUGGGCAUUGGACCCAAUCGAUGGAACAAAAGGCUUCUUAAGAGGUGACCAGUUUGCCGUGUGUUUGGCAUUGAUUGAAGAUGGGAAAGUAGUCUUGGGUGUUAUUGGGUGUCCAAACCUUGCAAAAAAAGUUGAGUCCAAUACAAAACAUAGUGGUAUUGUAGGUGGAUUAUACUCCGCAAUCAAAGGUCUUGGUGCGUACUAUUCGCCACUCUUUGACGAGAUUUCAUUCCAGCCUUUGAGUAAACAAGAACGCAUUCAAAUGACCCAGCACAGUACACCGGAUGAAUUAAAAGUUGUUGAAGGUGUUGAAAAGGGUCACUCAUCACAUUCGACGCAGGCAAAGAUUAAAGAAACACUUGGAUUCAAUCCAGAUACAGUACAAGAGCAAACUAUAAAUUUGGACUCGCAAGUGAAAUAUUGCGCGCUUGCCAGUGGACAAGCUGAUAUAUACUUGAGACUCCCAAUAAAUGAUACAUAUAGAGAGAAAAUCUGGGACCACGCUGCUGGAAACGUUUUAGUUUAUGAGGCUGGUGGCAGAGUGGGUGACAUCACUGGCCAACCAUUGGACUUUGGAAAAGGUAGACUUCUUCCUUCAAAGGGUGUCAUUGCUGGUAAUGACAAGAUUUUUGAUAAAGUUAUAGAGGCAGUUAACAGUGUUGUUGAAUAA